Cryptomeria japonica (Japanese cedar) is the source of this 417-nucleotide messenger RNA. RefSeq lists its product as uncharacterized. The coding region runs from base 1 to 417 and encodes 138 amino acids. The transcript is spliced from 2 exons. The record is from RefSeq and is a predicted model, not a curated record. Lineage: Eukaryota; Viridiplantae; Streptophyta; Pinopsida; Cupressales; Cupressaceae.
AUGGAGUGCAGUAUGUGUGGGGAUGUGGGCUUUCAGAUCUAUCUAUUCCAAUGCACAAAAUGUUCAAUUCGUUUCCAGCAUCAAUAUUGCAGCAGAGCAUAUUUUGAGAAUGAAUCAGUUGAGAGUAUCAAUGAAGUAUGUGAUUGGUGUUUCAGUAUUCCAGAGGGGGAUGUAGGCUCUGAUGUUAAGCUUAUGAUCAGGGAUUCUGCUAAAAGAAUGAGAAGUUCUGCUGGGUUUGGGGAGUGUACAAAGAUGACCCACAAUAGAAAAUGCAGGAGAAUUAUGAGAAAACCAUGCGUUGGAAUUGAUGGAGAGAUACCCAAAUUGCUGAAGAGGACGGAAAAGACUGAAUUAAGAGACAGUAUGGAAAGGAAAAAUAAGAAGAGAUAUAAGCUUCUUGAUGAAAUUCUCUAUUGA